AUGCCGUUUGUACUUCAAGAAAAAGAAUUGCUUCCCAUCUUUGGUGCCGGCGCGGCGGCUCUGAUGCUUGUGUUCUUCAUUCAAGUUGUUGUCGCCGUGGUGUACCGCGUCGGGGCAAAGAUUCACUGCAUCCAAUGGCAUUACCUGGGCUGUCUGUGUUUUCCCGUCUUUUGGAUGGUCUCCUUGCGUACGGGGCUGACUUUCUAUAUUACCACCGUGGCUCUGGGGCUUGCCAUGGUUAGUGGCGCCACUUCAUGGAAGAAUGGCCUUGUGCCAUUUUUGCUGUCUUUUGUUCUUAUCGGCGUGUGUGUGCCGCAAUUGAGUCACAACGUGCACCUGGAGAUCCCAGUUGACACCAUGACGUGGGUGUCUCGGUACUACGGACUGGUGGCUGUGUGGCCGUCCCACAGAGCCGUUGGCCCUCGUCACCUCUUUGUGGUGUAUGAUGGUGUGACACUGGUGCAACUGCCGUGUAAAAUGCAGAUGACACACCUAGCUGCCCACGAGGACAGUGGUGGCUCGGAAGUCUUUACACGAUCCUUGGUUUCGCUUGCAGACCAUACACGCAUUUACGCCUUGGAAGGCUGUACAAAGGCUGCUUCUAGAGAUAGACGGACAAUGCAUCGUAUCACCUUGUUGGGGGCGAAUGCUCGGAUGGAAGACAUCACAAUCCGCUGCAAACUACCAGCACCUAACAAAACUCACACCGAUGACUCUAAUGUUCGUUGCUUAAGCUUAACAUCGGAUGUGCUUCUUGUAAAUGUACAAGUUGAACUGUACGACGGCAAUGGGCAUCUUACCUCUUCACAAAGUAUCCGUCGUGCAGAAGGCUGUGUGGAUGCUCUAGAGCAGUUACACCAGCUUAAUGAGUUUGUGUCCAGUGAUACCGGAUCCCUCGUAGUGUGCUUCCCCAGGCUGGGAGGACACGCAAUGUUGCGGCUACUGGAGGAUCGUGGUGUUGCUCCACCCGCUCUGAAGGAGCAGGUGCCGUAUUCUAUUCGAUGGCUUUGGCAUAUGCCCCGGGUUCUCCAGAGCACGCAGGAGCAGGUGACAUAUGUUGUGGAACGUGUCUUGCUUGCCGGUACGUCAGUGGCGACGGCUAAGCUUUUUGAGUGGGCUGUUGCUGCCCGAGGUGCGUUUUUAUGUGUAGUAAAAAAAACAAUUCCCUACGCUAUUGUCGGGCUAGAGAAUGUGGAGGUAGUGAUAAUGGGCGUUUACUGUUCCGCGACAAGAAACGCCCAACUCUUUUUUUGCAAUGUGUCUAGCCAUCAAUACGCCGAUGAUCAAAGAUAUGUGUUGGGCGUCCAAAUUGGAAACAUCUCUUGCGAGGCCUUUCGCUGGGCGUCAGAUAAACUGGAUUUUGUGCCGGGUCUUUGGGGGGCAUACAACUGGGCCCUAAAGGCAGAGUGGAAGCUCACAGUGUUGUGCGUAAAGAGUCUGGGGGCGGGUGUGAUGUUGUUCCACAGGGCGCUUGCUCUGCCUGUUUGUCGCGCCAUGAAUCUUGCGGCGCGUUCCUUUGCUACCCGGCUUCGUCACCUGGCUCCGUCACUCGCAGAGUUUUUCGGCCUCUCAGCUCUCAGGGGUUUCCUUGGUAGCUCCGCCAUAUUUCUUUGGCGUGCGGAACUUUAUUUGCUUGUGCUGGAGUGGAAGUUAAUAUGCCAAGCGCUUUAUUGUCUUUUAACUUGGUUUACCAUGCCGUUGGGGCCUGGGUUCAAUUUGGCCUGUGGAAUAUUUGGUUGGGUGCAGUACACCUGGGGGCUUUACACCACCACUACACUCUCUGCCCACGUCUUUGUUGCAUUGCUUCAGACACUCUUCACUUUGGUCGCCCUGCAGAAUGAACUACGCAACAUUACCAUGCGUGAAUGUGAGCGGUGUCCUGCCUUUCUGCGACGGUAUGCAGGCGGGGAGUUUGUCAUGAUGUUGUGGGCCUUCGCAAGGGUGCACUCGAUGAUCACAAUCAGCUACGUUGGAGUGCAUUUCAUGCAGCUGUGCAUGCUUCUUGGGCUGUCCGCGCUGCCCUUCUUCGCCAAGGUGUACAACUUGGCUCUGUAUGUGGGAUUUCCAUGCGUGUCCUCGCACUUGUGUCUGAUGUUCUUUACGAAAGAUCCGGGGCGACGAGGCGUGGUAUUUCUUUCGGCUGUCAAAGGGCUGUUGGUCAUCGUGGUUGAUCGCACCAUCGGCAAUCUUGUUGCACACAUCCUGCGGGAGGUCUUUUUUUUAGCCGCCGGUGCGCUACUCCUCGCUGGCGUUUACUUUGCGUGGCAGUGGGGAUUACACAUCCGUGUAGCGGAAGUUUACCGGCGUCUGCAGUCCGAUGACGUGGCUGCCCGGCAGCGGGCCGGUGUGGUCGAGGAGGCACCGGAAGCGGAGGAACCUCAUGCAUCAAAAACAACCUGA
Messenger RNA from Trypanosoma rangeli, 2400 nucleotides. RefSeq lists its product as uncharacterized. NCBI's taxonomy places the organism in Eukaryota, Euglenozoa, Kinetoplastea, Trypanosomatida, Trypanosomatidae. Bases 1 to 2400 code for a protein of 799 amino acids. The record is from RefSeq and is a predicted model, not a curated record. The transcript has a single exon.